Trichoderma aggressivum f. europaeum is the source of this 1398-nucleotide messenger RNA. Its product is annotated as CAZyme family GH1. The transcript has 2 exons. Gene Ontology annotation, biological process: carbohydrate metabolic process. NCBI's taxonomy places the organism in Eukaryota, Fungi, Ascomycota, Sordariomycetes, Hypocreales, Hypocreaceae. The record is from RefSeq and is a predicted model, not a curated record. Gene Ontology annotation, molecular function: beta-glucosidase activity. The coding region runs from base 1 to 1398 and encodes 465 amino acids.
AUGUUGCCCAAGGACUUUCAGUGGGGGUUUGCGACGGCUGCCUACCAGAUUGAAGGCGCCAUCGACAAGGACGGCCGAGGCCCCAGCAUCUGGGACACCUUUUGCGCCAUCCCCGGCAAGAUUGCCGAUGGGUCGUCCGGCGUCACGGCCUGCGACUCGUACAACCGCACCGCCGAGGACAUUGCGCUGCUCAAGUCGCUUGGAGCAAAGUCGUACCGCUUCUCCAUCUCCUGGUCCCGAAUCAUCCCCAAGGGCGGCCGCGACGACCCCGUCAACCAGCUGGGAAUCGACCACUACGCUCAGUUUGUUGAUGAUUUGCUGGAGGCGGGCAUCACGCCCUUCAUCACGCUGUUCCACUGGGAUCUGCCCGAGGAGCUGCAUCAGCGAUAUGGUGGACUGCUGAACCGCACCGAGUUCCCGUUGGAUUUCGAAAACUACGCGCGCGUCAUGUUCAAGGCCCUGCCCAAGGUGAGGAACUGGAUCACCUUCAACGAGCCGCUGUGCUCUGCCAUCCCCGGCUACGGCUCCGGCACUUUUGCUCCUGGCCGCCAGAGCACCACCGAGCCUUGGGUCGUUGGCCACAACCUUCUUGUUGCCCACGGCCGCGCCGUCAAGGUGUACCGCGACCAGUUCAAGGACCUCAACGACGGCCAGAUUGGCAUCGUCCUCAAUGGCGACUUCACGUAUCCCUGGGACUCGUCUGACCCCGCCGACAGGGAGGCCGCUGAGAGGCGGUUGGAGUUUUUCACGGCGUGGUAUGCGGAUCCCAUCUACCUUGGUGAUUACCCUGCCUCUAUGCGCAAGCAGCUGGGCGACCGCCUGCCGGUGUUUACGCCUGAGGAGAAAGCCUUUGUCCUUGGCUCCAACGACUUUUACGGCAUGAACCACUACACGUCCAACUACAUCCGCCACCGCACCUCGCCCGCCACCGCAGACGACACCGUUGGCAAUGUCGACGUGCUGUUCUACAACAAGGAGGGCCAGUGCAUCGGCCCGGAGACGCAAUCUUCGUGGCUUCGUCCUUGUCCCGCCGGCUUCCGCGAUUUCCUCGUCUGGAUCAGCAAGCGUUACAACUACCCCAAGAUCUACGUCACCGAGAACGGCACGAGUCUCAAGGGAGAGAACGACCUGCCCAAGGAGAAGAUUCUGGAGGAUGAUUUCCGCGUCAAUUACUACAACGAGUAUAUCCGCGCCAUGGCCACGGCCGCGACGCUGGACGGAGUCAAUGUCAAGGGAUACUUUGCCUGGUCGCUGAUGGACAACUUUGAGUGGGCCGAUGGCUACGUGACGAGAUUUGGCGUGACGUAUGUGGAUUAUGAGAAUGGACAGCAGCGAUUCCCGAAGAAGAGCGCCAAGAGCUUGAAGCCCUUGUUUGACGAGUUGAUUGCGAAGGAGUAA